Nematolebias whitei (Rio pearlfish) is the source of this 749-nucleotide messenger RNA. RefSeq names its product apolipoprotein A-II (gene apoa2). Lineage: Eukaryota; Metazoa; Chordata; Actinopteri; Cyprinodontiformes; Rivulidae. The transcript is spliced from 4 exons. The record is from RefSeq and is a predicted model, not a curated record. The coding region runs from base 71 to 481 and encodes 136 amino acids.
GUUUACAGACGACUCGCUUUCAGAGAGUACUGUCACUUGUUGGAUCGGUACGUCCAGCUCAGCUGCAGAGAUGAACGCAAAAUUUGUCCUGGCUCUGGUCCUCGUCCUGCAGGUCUCUACGAGCCUGUGUCAGGUUCCUGCACCGUCCAAGGAGCUUGUUGACAAAUAUGACUCGCUGAAAGCUACCUUCUACAAGAGACUGAUCAAUGCUUACAGCAAGCUGCAGGCUGCUGCGGGCGAGCACGAGCACGGACAGCACGCCAGGGCUUUCGCUGAGUCUCUGCAAGACAAGCCUGAGCUGCAGGCCGUCGUCAAGGUCGCCAGUGGUCUGGGAGCAGAGGCAGGCCCUUUAGUGGAUAAGGCCCGCACUUCACUGCUGGGUGUGUACGAACACUACCUGCGCCCCCACGUCGGCGACAGCCUGAGCAGCGCCAUCGACCACAUCAAGAUCUUCCUGGAUGAAGUCAUGCCCGCUGAGUAAAGAAGACCGGCUACAAAUAAUGCCUGUAAUAAAUAAUAGCUCGUAUAAUCUGCGUCAGUUUAGGUUGUGAGGAGCAACACUCAAUGCAAAGAAGAUUCUCCACCUGUUUAGAAAUCUGAGUCUUGGCCAAAUCAUGCAGAGUUGUAAAAAUACAGCAAAACCCAUCCAUGCAUGUUCUGCAUGUACAGUAUUAUUUGUUUGAUACACUAACAAGUCUGGGUGUUAUCGUGUAUGUAAGUGUGUGUUCAAUAAAGUUAACUGAAAACGA